AUGGAUUUUGGGGUUCAAGUGGGUUUGGAUGGGUUGGUGGGUUCAGACAUAAGUAAUAGUGGUUUUGCUUCUCUUGGUAGUUCAGAUCCUGAAGCAAAGCAGAAGUUGUACGGAUCUGGGUUUCUGAAGCAAGAGAGAUCUGCAGCCGCCGAUGAUGAUUGGAGGAGCUCUAAAUUAUCCAAAACUGAGUCAAUACUGCUUGACCAGAGAAACACUUCACUUCUGAAAUCUAGCUCUAAUUCUCUCUUCGCUGACGGACAACAACACCAGCAGCAGAUGCUUAGCUUCUCCUCACCCAAAUCAGCUCCUUCAGUGGAGAGAAGCUCCCAAAAUGCCACAUUGCCAUACUUUCACCUCACGUCUCCUGUUUAUAAUAGAAAUGCAGGCUACAACUCUGGUAUCUUCAAUGCCGCCAGCAUGCAUGGCGUUUUGACUGACAGUACAAGAUGGCCAUUCACUCAAUCACAAUGGAUGGAGCUUGAACAUCAGGCCUUGAUCUACAAAUACAUAAAUGCAAAUGUGCCUAUACCUUCUAAUCUGCUUAUACCUAUUAGGAAAGCUCUUGAUUCUUCUGGGUACUCUAGCUUUUCUGGCGGAUUUUUCAGACCCAAUACAUUGCCAUGGGGUACUUUCCAUAUGGGUUUCUCCAGCAACACUGAUCCAGAGCCAGGACGGUGUCGCAGGACAGAUGGGAAGAAAUGGCGGUGCUCAAGAGAUGCCGUUGCCGAUCAGAAAUAUUGUGAGCGGCACAUGAACAGGGGCCGCCAUCGUUCAAGAAAGCCUGUGGAAGGCCAAUCAGGCCAUUCCGUUGCAGCCACCACCACUGUAAAGCCAAUAGCCAAUGGCACUUCGUCCUCUACAUCAGCACCAGUGGUGGGGCUUCGCAGCGCCGUGUCCGACAGCCUCACUAUUGCGCGUAACCAGCAGCAACCAGCCAGUUUAUCUAAUCUUUCUGCCACUAAUACUCUCAGCAGAAUGUUCCUUACUAAAGAGAAUGUAGGUCAGAGAACGCAACAUGCAUCAGGCUUGUCCAUGCUACCGUCCAACAUUGACCUGAAACCAAAAGAAACUCCAUUCUUCAUAUCAAAACAACAAAACUCAUACGGGGAAUGCUUGCACACUGAGUUUGGACUUGUCGCCUCUGACUCCCUCCUCAACCACUCACAGAAAAGCACAUCUUUAAUGAGUUGCAGAAAUUUUGGUUCCUCUCAAGACCUCACUGAUCAAGAAACUGUUUCACAGAACUCCCUUCGCCAAUUCAUGGAUGAUUGGCCUAAAAGUCAGUCUGAUCGCACUGCUGUUUCUUGGCCUGAACUUGAUCUGCAAUCUGAGAGAACCCAGUUAUCAAUUUCAAUCCCUAUGGCUCCUGCAGACUUCAUGUCAUCAACUUCCUUUCCAAACAAUGAAAAAAUCACUCUGUCCCCACUGAGAUUAUCGCAUGAAUUUGAUCCAAUACAGAUGGGACUGGGAGUGGGAGUUGGGAGUAUUGCCAACGAGCCAAACCAAAGGCAAGCAAAUUGGAUUCCCAUUUCUUGGGGAACUUCAAUGGGCGGUCCGCUUGGGGAGGUUUUGCACAACUCCAAUAAUAAUGCAGCAGCAGAGUGCAAGAAUGCAUCAUCACUCAACCUAACGACAGAGAGAUGGGACAACAGUCCUCGUGUAGGUUCAUCUCCAACCGGGGUCUUACAAAAGUCUGCAUUUGCUUCGCUUUCAAAUAGCAGUGCGGGAAGCAGCCCAAGAGCAGAGAACAAGACUAACGAAGGUGGCAGUCUCUGCAAUGACCUUCUUGGAUCAAGCGUUGUGCAUUCUUCGUCAUUGCCUUCACUGUAA
This is a messenger RNA of Dovyalis caffra, 1830 nucleotides long. Lineage: Eukaryota; Viridiplantae; Streptophyta; Magnoliopsida; Malpighiales; Salicaceae. The record is from the annotation of a GenBank genome assembly.